This is a messenger RNA of Penicillium riverlandense, 762 nucleotides long. RefSeq names its product SDR family NAD(P)-dependent oxidoreductase. Gene Ontology annotation, molecular function: oxidoreductase activity. Bases 1 to 762 code for a protein of 253 amino acids. NCBI's taxonomy places the organism in Eukaryota, Fungi, Ascomycota, Eurotiomycetes, Eurotiales, Aspergillaceae. The record is from RefSeq and is a predicted model, not a curated record. The transcript is spliced from 3 exons.
AUGUCCUACAGUGACCUCAAGGGCAAGACAUUCGUCAUCACCGGCGCCGCGUCCGGACAAGGGCGAGCAACGUCUCUUAUGCUCGCCAAACAGGGAGCGAGUCUUGGUUUACUUGACCUUCACCAUCCGCAAUCUGUGCUCGACGAGAUUAAAGAGAUUGGUGGCGAGGCAAUUGGAUUUGAAGUCAAUGUCGCUGACUCGGCCGGAGUAGAAGCUGCUGUAAAAGCAGUAAAAGAAAAGUUUGGGAAAAUCGAUGGAGCAGCCAAUCUUGCUGGGUGGAUUGGAACUCAGGGUUUCACCGGGAAGGCUUACGCCCUUGAUACGAUUACGGAUCAAGAUUGGGAUGCCAUGAUGGCAACGAACUUGACAGGCAUCAAGAACAGUCUCGCGUCAGAGCUACGAUACCUCAGCAAUAACGGGAGUAUCGUAAAUAUUUCUAGCAUUGCAGGACAGCGAGGGUCGCCAUGGAACGCGCCAUAUGGAGCAGCUAAGUGGGCUGUGAUCUCCUUGACCAAAUCGGCCGCUCAGGAAGCAGGACCUAAGAACAUUCGGGUGAAUGCAGUGGCACCAGGUCUUGUUGAUACUCCGCUUGCAAAGGCUCUUGGACCCGCUGAGAUGGUCCAGGAAAGACUUGUUCCCAGGACCGCUUUGAAACGCGUGGCUCAGCCGGAGGAAAUCGCCAGCUGUAUUUUAUUUUUGCUUAGUGACGUCUCUAGCUACGUUACUGCCAGUGUUAUCAAUGCAGAUGCUGGUUUCCAGUGA